Molecule: messenger RNA, 312 nt
Organism: Caenorhabditis remanei
Lineage: Eukaryota; Metazoa; Nematoda; Chromadorea; Rhabditida; Rhabditidae
Exons: 4
Coding region: 1-312 (103 amino acids)
Biological process (GO): mRNA splicing, via spliceosome; nuclear-transcribed mRNA catabolic process
Cellular component (GO): catalytic step 2 spliceosome; U6 snRNP; U2-type prespliceosome
Molecular function (GO): RNA binding
Source: RefSeq, a predicted model, not a curated record
AUGUCGAAGGACGAUGGAAAGCGAAAGAAGGAGUCGGUCGUCGAUCUCACCAGAUUUCUCGACAAAGAAAUUCGCGUCAAGUUUCAAGGAGGACGUGAAGCAAGUGGAGUGCUCCGAGGAUUCGAUCAACUUCUCAACAUGGUUCUUGACGACUGCCGUGAGUAUCUUCGCGAUCCGCAGAAUCCAUCAGUUGUUGGCGAUGAAACAAGACCACUCGGACUCAUCGUAGCACGCGGAACCGCCAUCACAGUUGUCAGCCCAGCCGAUGGAUUGGAGCAGAUUGCUAAUCCAUUUGCGGCUCAAGACGAAUAG